AUGGGAGAUACCGUCGAAAUUUCUACAUGGCCUGAUCACCAAAAUGUUUUUUAUGAAAUUACAAGUAGUGCAUUGGUAUUCUUUGUGAAGUCUUCUAGAAAUGCUGUGAUAGGUUUAUCUAAAACACCAUAUCCUAAUACUUGUGAUUAUUGGAUUGUUAUAAGUAAUCAUCCACACAGUUAUAUAAAGAGAGGAAUUGAACCUCGAAAAAAGGUUCAUACUCCUGGUAUUCUCAGUGCAGAAGAAUAUCGAAAAUUUUGGAUCUCAUGGAAUGGAAGCUUUAUAAGGCUUGGUCGUGGAGAUGACAGUACUCCAAUAAUUGUAUAUGCCAAUAAAGUUCCAGGAUUAAAUUACAUUACAUUUGAUGUAAGAACAAGAAGAGCAAGAAAUCCUGUACAUUGGAAGUUUGAAUUACCACCAAUGUUGAAUAAACCAAAGUUGAAAACUCUGAUGGGUGGUGAGCCACAAUGGCUUCCAGCUGAUCAUCAAUUACCAGAUGGAGCAAUAAUUGGUGGUUAUGAAAAAGAAGCACUGUAUAUAAUAAGAGCACCACAUAGGGGUUCACUUACCCCUGGCAAGUUUGUUCCAUCAUUAGGUCUUGGUUUUAUACCUUGGGGUGGUGAGGCGAAUGAAAAAAGUGAAUUUGAGGUGCUUUGUGGGUACAAUUGCAUAUGGGUCCCCAGUCGUGUAAAUAAAAUACCAGUUGGUGCAGUAGUUGGUGGCUAUUCGGAAGAUGAUGGUCGUGAACAACUUUAUGUGGGCCGUGCUGCACAUGAGGGCCAUCUUAUACCAGGAAAAGUACAACCGUCACAUAAAGUGUGUUACAUACCAUAUAAUAACAAAGAGAUAGCGAAAAGCAGCUAUGAGAUAUUAAUUGUCCCUAACAGUAACACAUGUUAUGCAAACAAAUUUUUUGUAUAUGACAUAGAAAUUGAAAGUGGAUCAGAAUCUGAAAGUGAUGAAUCUGACAAUGAUACAAGUGGUGAAUUUUAUAAUGAUUCUGAUAACGAUAGAGUUUAUUAUGAAGACGAUAUCGAGUAA
Molecule: messenger RNA, 1041 nt
Organism: Parnassius apollo (apollo)
Lineage: Eukaryota; Metazoa; Arthropoda; Insecta; Lepidoptera; Papilionidae
Source: the annotation of a GenBank genome assembly